Molecule: messenger RNA, 330 nt
Organism: Fonsecaea monophora
Lineage: Eukaryota; Fungi; Ascomycota; Eurotiomycetes; Chaetothyriales; Herpotrichiellaceae
Exons: 2
Coding region: 1-330 (109 amino acids)
Source: RefSeq, a predicted model, not a curated record
AUGGGUACUACUUCUGCUGCGAAACUCUACCUGGCCAAACGGCUUCAUCCGAAGCGCUUCUUUAGUGCCGCUGAACGUGGCCUCUUAAGGUGUAUUUGGGGUGCAGAUGAUAACGAGUGGGUUGACCUCCCUGGUCCUGCUUACUUCUGGCCUGAUAAGCCUGAGUGGUACGCGAAGAAUGGUUUCGAACCAAGAGUUGAUCAGAAGGAUAACUACAAAAAGGCUCUGGCAGCUUUGAAUGGUGAAUUCGUUGAGGAGUGGGAAGAUCAUCUCCUUCAUAGCCAAGCCCCAUAUGACUUGGUGUGGAAUAGGUUCUUUGUGGGUGCCUGA